AUGAGCCUUGCCGAGGCCCAUGCGUGCUGGGUUCCCUUGAACAAAGAGGUUGUGGUUGCUAGGCCGGUGCCAUGUGGGGCAACGCCCUUGACUGAGCCUGCUUCCGUGACCCAUGCUGAGAAGUCCGAAGAGCGAGUGGACAUGCCAGCAACCGCCCUGUUUUGUGCCACGGCGACCGAUGCAAUCCUGGAUACGGGUGCUAGUCGUUGUGUGAUGGGCAAAAGCCUACUCCCAGGUUUUCUGCAACAGCUCAGCGAGACCGUGCGUGCACAGGUAAAGGUAAUGCAAAGUGCGGUUAGGUUCCGGUUUGGGAAUAAUCAGACCCUACUUAGUGAUCGCCGAAUUCUGUUGCCUUUCAAGACUGCGUCUCGCAAAACGCUGUGGCUGAGCAUCGAGGUGGUGCCCGGGAAGACUCCUUUACUCUUCAGUAAGAAGGCAAUUAAGCAACUAGGCGGCUUAAUUGACACUGAAAAAGAUGUGGUGCACCUCAGACGGCUCCCGAAGAGCCUACCGAUGCGUGUCGGUCCAACCGGACUCUAUCUGAGAUAG
Symbiodinium sp. CCMP2592 is the source of this 549-nucleotide messenger RNA. Lineage: Eukaryota; Dinophyceae; Suessiales; Symbiodiniaceae. The record is from the annotation of a GenBank genome assembly.